GCCCUGCAGUGUUGCGAUGGUAAAGAAUUGCGGCAUUCCUUUCUUCUGACUGCGCAAGGAACUUCAUUAGAAUCAUGAAAUCAGUGCUACCCCAAAGCUGCUAUUUCUCUGCUUGACCGUGGAACUUCUGCCUAAAUCUUGCCCAGCUCUCCUGCUGCCUUGCUUCCUGCUAUAGAUUUAAAGCACACACACAUCCUUGUGCCUUCACUUGAUGAAAUUGUUGUCUGAUUGACCUUCUCACGCCUUUGAUCUUCUUAGUGGACAGUCUAUUCAGCCAUGUCGUACAGUACAGGCAUUGUGGGGGAUCCUACCCAGCUAGCUCAACAUAUAACUUCUAAUAUCCAGAAGAUCACCCAAUGCACUGCAGAAAUACAAAGAAUACUGCAUCAACUUGGAACACUACAAGACACGCCUGAAUUGAGGCAACAGCUGCAGCAGAAGCAGCAGCAUACAAACCAGCUUGCCAAAGAAACUGACAAGAACAUUAAAGAGUUUGGGUCUCUGCCUGCAACAAGUGAACAGCGUCAAAGAAAAAUACAGAAAGAUCGUCUUGUGGCGGAGUUCAGCACUGCACUGGCCAACUUCCAGAGGAUCCAAAGGCAAGCUGCUGAGAAAGAAAAAGAUCUUGUAGCCAGAGUAAGAGCCAGCUCUAGGGUAUCUGCUGGUCCUUCAGAAGACGGUUACAAAGAAGGAACACUUGUCUCUUGGGACAGUCAACCUCAAGCACAAGUGCAAGAUGAAGACAUUACAGAAGAUGAUCUCCGUCUUAUUGAGGAGAGAGAGUCCUCCAUCAGGCAGCUUGAGGCAGAUAUUAUGGACAUCAAUGAAAUAUUUAAAGAUUUAGGAAUGAUGAUUCAUGAACAAGGUGAUGUGAUAGACAGCAUAGAAGCCAAUGUAGAAAAUGCUGACGUACAUGUCCAGCAAGGAAACCAGCAGCUAUCAAGAGCAGCAGACUACCAGCGCAAGUCCCGAAAGAAAAUGUGCAUCAUCAUUCUUGUACUUGUCAUUGGAGCAGUGGUUCUUGGACUCAUCAUAUGGGCAUCUGUGAGAUAAGACUGUUGAAAGAGCAUUAUUUAAAUUAUGCAAGAAAACUCCUACACUCGUUUUUGUCUGCUUCUGAAGCUGUUCAGUAAAUGAUGGUUCUAUACUUUAUCACUGUUGCUUUUUUUUAAAACCUGAGAAAUGACUGUUGGUACCACUAGUUGGUAUAACUUCCUUCCAUUCUUGGAUUUGAGAUUGGCUGUACUGGCAAGACAACAAUCAGUCAGUUUUAUAAACUUACUUUUUUGUUGGUAAACUUACUUAAUAAACCCCUCUAAAUAUUUCGGGCUAAUCAGAAUUUUUGAUAAAGUGGGGCAUAAUCUGCUUUGAUAUUUCUAAGUGUUGCCAAAUCUAAACAGAGUUUUCUGAACUCCUUAUUCUAAUUGGGACAACACACUUAUUGUCACAAAUUAUUUUUAAACUGGUGAAUAGGUCUUCCCACUCGCUGUCUCCUAUGGAUUACUCAAGAUUAUAACAUAAAACCAUGUUGACGUCAGAAAACUAUCCUUCACUAUUGAAGCCUUUGGAUUAGGUGUUCAGUUUCUGAUUGACUAGGAAAUCUUUCAUAGAUUUCAUUUGUCUUUAUGUGGCAGUAGGUAUCCGUGUGCCAGGCAAAGCCUAUUUUAUAGGUAAAAUGGAUGGCAAUAAUUUAUUAAUAUAGGCUUUUUGAUUAAACUCUUAAAUUUAGAAAUGAGACUUUGGGCCAUAUUUUUACUUAGCAUUCAUGCACCUAACUUAUGCACACAUCUGGUAUUUUCAUGCCUAAAAUAAGUGUUGAUAAAUGAUUAUGCACAAUUGAACAUGUUUGACUGAAUCUGGGUCUAAUUUUAGUUGUGAACUCUUAAGUAUGAUAUUGGGAAUAGUGAAAAUUUGUAGUUUCCGAAUUGCACUUGAACUCCAGUGAUCUGAACCUGCUGUUAUGGUACAAAUACUUUGAACAGUACAGACCCCAGUUUGUAAAAAAUGUAUUUUGUUUCUUAUGCAAUCAGAGAGAGGAGAACUAAUCGUUAAAUUUAGUGUCCAGGACUGAUUAAGAUCUCUACUUCCAAAUGCCAAUCAGUUGACCUGACUCAACUUGCUCAGAAGCUUGGCCAUGCUUACAGCUUUCCAAUUUUUUUCCUUUUUGUGCUAUUUUAUACUAAUCCAUAAUUAGAACGGUAAUGUAUUUGCCUUUGUAAUUGAUAUUGCGAUAGUGCACUAAUCAAGAAUAUUGUGCAGAUGAAAAUGUCUCUUAAUCUGUAUUUUAUAAAGUUAUUGUACAGCAGUUUGAUAGAGAAUGCACUAUUUACAUAACAAGCGGAGAUUUACUAAUUGAGAACUAUUUAACUGUAAGUAUCUAUGGACUUAAAAUUGUAACCAUGAAGCCAAAAUAAAGAUGUUGUUUUAAAAGUGA
Chrysemys picta bellii (western painted turtle) is the source of this 2434-nucleotide messenger RNA. It is a transcript of the gene STX7, whose product is annotated as syntaxin 7. NCBI's taxonomy places the organism in Eukaryota, Metazoa, Chordata, Testudines, Emydidae. The record is from RefSeq and is a predicted model, not a curated record. Gene Ontology annotation, cellular component: membrane; SNARE complex; endomembrane system. Gene Ontology annotation, molecular function: SNAP receptor activity; SNARE binding. Gene Ontology annotation, biological process: intracellular protein transport; vesicle fusion; vesicle-mediated transport.